Frankliniella occidentalis (western flower thrips) is the source of this 1760-nucleotide messenger RNA. RefSeq lists its product as uncharacterized. NCBI's taxonomy places the organism in Eukaryota, Metazoa, Arthropoda, Insecta, Thysanoptera, Thripidae. The record is from RefSeq and is a predicted model, not a curated record. Gene Ontology annotation, molecular function: protein binding. Bases 143 to 1588 code for a protein of 481 amino acids. The transcript is spliced from 2 exons.
UAGAAGCGGCUCGGCACGGUCUGGCCUGCAGCCUCGCCUCGCACACAUCGCCGCCGCCGCCUCAGCUCUCAGCUCAGCUCAACUACUGUAUUAGACGACGGCGGACAAAACACGAUCCUCCGCUCCUGCACUACGCAAGACAAUGGAGCUUUCUCUGACGGACCUGCCCACCGACGUGCUGCUCGGCGUCAUGCAGCAUGUGGACGUGCCGGACCUGCUCGCGUGCCGCCUCGUGUGCAAGCGGCUCGGGGGACUCGCCCUGCACCCGGACGCGUGGCGGCACCGGCACCUCCACGGCGACCGGCACACACCGCUGGCCCUGCGUUUGGCGCCUUGCCUCAUGCUGUGGGAACUGAACCUCGUGUGCCAGGGGAGCCGACCGCCGCCCGCGCUCUGCAGCGCGACCAAGUGCGCCGUGACCCAGCUGAGUAUCAUAUUGCCCAAAGAAUCCGACGUGUUCGAGCUCGCCGAUCGAGUGAUCCGCAACCAAGCGGCGCUGGGAAGGCUCAGGGGGCUGCGGCUGCUCUUGCUGGAUAGGUUCUAUCGUAUACCCGACGACGAGGACGCAAAGCUGUUAGCGACGGCGGUGUCGACCGGCGGCCUAGAGAACCUCGCCAUCGGUGGCUUCGCCGGCAAGCUUCCGAGCCCUGCAACCCCGGCCCUACUCGCCGGGCCCGCGCCCAGCCCGUCCGUCAAGACUCUCCUCGUCACCCUCACUCCGGCUACAGAGCCCUUCGUCAGCUUCGUGCUGGCCGCGCACGCCGCGACCCUGGAGAAAGUCACGUUCCACGGUACCUGGGGCAGGAAGCUCUCGGACUCCAUCGCGGCGCAGCUCGGCGGCCUUCGCAACCUGCACGAGCUGAAGUGCGAGCCGCUGCCCGGGCUUCAGGCGGUCGCCGCGUGCAAGACGCUCAGGCACUUCUCACUUUGUGUCUGUGGCUUCACUCCCGGCCCCGAGGACGAGGCGCGACGCAGAAUCCUGCUGGACGCCGAGGAGUUCCUGCGCCGCGCAGACCAGCUAGAGUCGGUGCGCCUGGGGUACGACCCUGUCGACAACGACGUCGGCCACUUCGUCCUGUCCCUGCCUGCGCGGCCCCGCCUUCAGCGCCUGGUGAUCGCCGACGACCGCCCCUUUCAGCGGGACUCGGACUACCCGCACCUGCAGCCGCUGCUGGCCGCCCUGCCCUCACUGACGGCCCUGCACCACCUGGAGCUGAACGCCGUGCUCGACGGGCUGGCCGGGGCCGUCACCGCCGUCACGGCGCCGGCGCUGCGCACCCUAAAGCUGCGGCCCGUCCAGGGCCGGACACCGUGCGCCCAUGCGUACCUGCACAGCAGGUCGAUGGCGACCCUCCUGGCCGACAACCCCGCGCUCCAGGUGCACGUCUGCGGGCGCAAUGUCUGCCUGGAGGUCGACACCUGCGAGGCCUGCCAACGGCACUGCCAUCAGGAGCUGCGCUGCAUUCGCUGGCUCAUGAAGGGAGAGAAGCUCAGCUACGACUGCAACAGUGUCCUCACCCCACAGGAAUACCUGUGGAUCAAUAUUACAAGAUAUAAUCUCCUUUUCAAUAAUGGUAGUCGCUCUUGAUUUCGGUUGGCUAGUCACUGGCUUUGAGUGAUGGGCAGAAUUCGUACAUUACAGCAACUUUCCUGUUUGUGCCCUUAUUUUUUAAGUAGGCUUCUCUAUUGAUCGAGGGCUAUGCUAACUAUGCUGCUUGUAAAUCAUGACGUGUUUUGACAAAUAAAAUUGAUUGACAAUA